AUGUUGCAAGGAGAUGAGGCAGGCCAACUUCACUGCGGCGUUGCAGUUGAACGCUUAAACUCGUCAGGUCAAGCUAUGAAACGCCAGGUCUUUCGAAAGGCAUCUGUAACGUUGGGACGCAAUGAGUUUCAGGACAUUGUUCUCCGAGUUCAUGACGGCAAAGUGCCGCAGAAUUUCAUGCUCCGUGAUUUCCAGCUGUUCACUCGCUUUGCCAAAGAUGGAAAAUGUACCAUCAAACUCAUACCCGACAACACCCAGGUUUUGAUCUCGGACUGUCCGCCUGAUCGUUUGAACAUAUUCCUCAAGACUCUGAGUAUUAAACAUCAGGCCUGGCAGACGAACAAGCCCCUCAGCGACAGGGAGAGGUUACGUGCCGGGCUGCCGCGCAGCUUCGACACUAUCAGCCCCUUGCAACAGAAGGAUGUGCAAAAAGCCAACGAGCUCAGGAGCAAAGUUAACGCACCAUUAUCUUUCAGAGGCCUGAGCGAGAGAUCUGGAAAUAACAUGGUCGCGGGCCGACAGCAAGUUAAAAGACCAAGAAUAGACUGUGAAACCAGUCCAGUCAAAGCUCUCCAUCCGAGUAAGAGGCCAGUGCUUUCCCUUCCGGUCACUCGUAAAUUAAGCAAAGAACAGACUGCUGUUCUCAACGCUGUCCUCGGGGGCAAAAACGUGUUCUUCACAGGCAGUGCAGGAACUGGGAAGUCAUUCUUGCUGAAGAGGAUUGUGGGUUCUUUGCCUCCCAAAAGCACAUUUGCUACUGCUAGCACAGGAGUGGCUGCAUGUCACAUUGGAGGGACCACAUUACAUAACUUUGCAGGCAUCGGGUCUGGUUCCGCCCCACUGGAGCAGUGUCUGGAGCUCGCCCAACGCCCUGGAGUCCUGCGACACUGGACCAGCUGCAAACACCUCAUCAUUGAUGAGAUCUCUAUGGUGGAGGCUCAGUUCUUUGACAAACUGGAGGCCAUAGCCCGAUCCAUCAGAAGAUCCACAGAGCCCUUUGGAGGGAUUCAGCUUAUAGUUUGUGGAGACUUUCUCCAGCUUCCACCUGUAACCAAGGGAAAGGACAAACCCAACUUCUGCUUCCAGGCAAGAAGCUGGCGGAAGUGCAUCCACCUGAACAUGGAGCUGACGGAGGUACGGAGGCAGACUGACCGGACCUUUAUUUCUAUUCUGCAGUCUGUGAGAGUGGGCAGAGUCACCGAGGAAGUCACGGCCCAGUUGCUGAAAAGCGCCAGCCACAGUAUUGAGAGAGAUGGUAUCCUAGCAACCAGACUGUGCACACACAAGGAUGAUGUGGAGCUCACUAAUGAGAAUAAACUGAACCAGUUACCAGGUGCUGUCCGUGUAUUUGAGGCUGUGGACAGUGACCCCCAGCUGGUUAAGAUAAUUGAUUCCCAUAGUCCAGUGGGGCAACAGCUACAGCUGAAAGUGGGAGCUCAGGUCAUGCUGACAAAGAAUCUGGAUGUCCAGAGAGGUCUGGUCAACGGCGCAAGAGGAGUAGUUGUUGAUUUCCAGCCUGACAGCCAAGGAUUCCCUCGUGUUCGUUUCCUUUGUGGAGCUGUGGAGGUGAUAAAACGGGAGCGGUGGAUGUUUAAGGCAGGUGGGGGGGUGUACCUCAGUCGCCAGCAGCUUCCCCUCAAACUUGCAUGGGCCAUUUCCAUCCACAAGAGCCAGGGUAUGACACUGGACUGUGUGGAGAUCUCCCUGGCACGGGUGUUCGAGUGCGGCCAGGCUUACGUGGCCUUAUCUCGGGCUCGGAGCCUGGACGGACUGCGUGUGAUGGAUUUCGACCCUCAUGUGGUCCAGGCUAACCCAGAUGUACUGCUCUUCUACAAAAAGCUGAGGAAGGAGAGACUACUCAUGCAGUCCACCAUAAGUGAAUUUGUGAGGAGAAGCAACAAAGAGAAUGAGCUGUACCAAUAA
This is a messenger RNA of Chanos chanos (milkfish), 1923 nucleotides long. RefSeq names its product PIF1 5'-to-3' DNA helicase homolog (S. cerevisiae) (gene pif1). The record is from RefSeq and is a predicted model, not a curated record. Gene Ontology annotation, molecular function: DNA helicase activity. Gene Ontology annotation, biological process: telomere maintenance; DNA repair. Bases 1 to 1923 code for a protein of 640 amino acids. Lineage: Eukaryota; Metazoa; Chordata; Actinopteri; Gonorynchiformes; Chanidae. The transcript has 12 exons.